AUCAUGUAUAAAGCCUGCGUCUGAGCCAGAGGUGCUGUUUUGGCCAGUGUGUAGUUCUUAAUACCAUAAUGGAGCUUUUCCGGUGUCUCUUUUGUGUGAUGGUGGUUGUUGUUUUGGUUUGUGAUGUCGCUGCCCAGCCUCACUGGAUGCUGCCUGUGCAAAAACACCAGCCUCAACAGCCGAAGGUCCCUCCGGCAGCAGCUCCCUUUGAUAAAUGCCAGGUGGAGCGGCAUGAGAAGAUCCAGUGUGGGACUGAAGAUAUCACAGCUGAGCAAUGUGAAAACAUAAACUGCUGCUUUGAUGGGCGGCAGUGCUACUAUGGGAAAGCAGUGACUGUGCAGUGUACCAGGGAUGGCCAGUUUGUGGUGGUGGUGGCUCAAGAUGCCACUGUGCCCCACAUAGAUGUGGAUUCAGUCAGCCUGCUGGAGACAAAUGACCCCUCCUGUACUCCUGUUGACUACACAGCUGCUUUUGCCAUUUUCCAGUUCCCUAUGACUGCAUGUGGAACAAUAUUAAAGGAGGAACAGGAUUAUGUGGUAUACGAGAACCACAUGUCCUCUUCAUAUGAAGUGGGAGUUGGACCCAGAGGCUCAAUUACCAGGGACAGCCAUUUUGAGUUAUUGUUCCAGUGUCGAUAUUCUGGCACAGCGGUGGAGGCUCUUGUCAUGGAGGUGAAUGAGGUUCCUCCACCUAUGCCGGUUGCUGCUCUAGGACCCCUCAGGGUGGAGAUGAAACUGGGCAAUGGACAGUGUCACUCGAAGGGAUGUUUUGAGGAGGAGGCAGCAUACAGCUCCUUCUACACUCCAGCAGACUAUCCAAUCACUAAAGUGCUGAGGGAGCCAAUCUAUGUGGAGGUGAACAUCCUGGAGAGGUCUGAUCCAAACAUUGUCCUGAACCUGGAGCACUGCUGGGCCACUUCUAACCCUAAUCCUAACAGCCUGCCACAGUGGGACAUUCUGGUUGAUGGGUGUUCCUACCAUGACGACCGGUACUUGACCACAGUGUUGCCUGUAGAUGGCUCCUCUGGGCUCCCCUAUCCAAUGCACCACAAACGUUUUGCUGUGAAAAUGUUCACGUUUGUGGAUCAAAACACCUUCACUCCUCAGAAGGACACGAUCUUCAUCCAUUGUGCUACGGCAGUGUGUUAUCCCAGCAGCACAAACUCUUGUGAACAGUCAUGCCACCGGCAACGAAGAGCUGCAGUCACUGAAGUUUCCCAGAGUCAGAAGGCUCUGGUCUCAAGCGGCGAGGUGAUCCUGACUCCAUCUGCUCCCAACACCAAAUCAAAAAGAUGAGAUCCACUGGCAGCCAUUUCUGGCUGUGACUUUUAAUAAAAGCUUGUCAAAAGCUCAUGCUUA
Molecule: messenger RNA, 1358 nt
Organism: Acanthopagrus latus (yellowfin seabream)
Lineage: Eukaryota; Metazoa; Chordata; Actinopteri; Spariformes; Sparidae
Product: zona pellucida sperm-binding protein 4-like
Exons: 8
Coding region: 69-1295 (408 amino acids)
Biological process (GO): prevention of polyspermy; binding of sperm to zona pellucida
Cellular component (GO): egg coat
Molecular function (GO): structural constituent of egg coat; acrosin binding
Source: RefSeq, a predicted model, not a curated record